AUGCGAUGUCAGCACUGCAGCUUGGCCUUAUGGUUCCUCGGCUCAGUGGUUCUGCCUUCGCAGGCCAAGAACAUCAUGCGGCGAUCGCAGUCUCUUAUUGCCAGUGACGGAGCCAUUCUUCAGCAAAUUCUAGCAUCGUCGGAAACUGAUGCUGCUAUGCCCGUUUACAAGAUUUACUUCAACCUCCGAGGGAAGCACAUGUGUUGGCAGAGAGAGUCCGAAGGCUGUCGUUCGUCUGCAGCUGAAUGCAAUGUGGAGUAUUGCCAUGCCGACGAUCCUGGCUGUGAUUGUAUGAAAGUGGGAUUUCGGAAUUGCAGUCAAAGCAGGCUGGCAGCGUUGCAGCUGUUUGUGGAGACGAUGAGGCAACCAGAUGGGAAGUUUCCAAACCACACCUAUUACUGGCGCCAGCUCCGGGUGAAGUAUUACGACUCCUCAGAUUGGGGCGACCGCGCCCAUGAUUUCGGAAAGGCCUUGGAGUCCUUUCUGGCUUGCAACGCAGAGCCCUGCGAGUGCCGAAGUGGGAGUGUCUUCGGUUUUGCCUGGGAUGGGAGCAGGCUGGUAAACGUGGAGGAGGAGACGCGCCGCAGCAUCGGUCCAUCUCCUUUUCAUGUCAAAACUGGCGACACGACGUUGACUUUGCGUGAAUACAACAUGCGAUUGAAGGACAGCAAGAUGCAAGCUGAAGCCUCCCUCACCUACCACGAUCCUAUAUCUUCAUCGACUCAAAGUACAUCCACGACCACUCACAUGCAUUCACUCUCGACCACUCGCACACCUUCGCGAGCCACCAGCACCAGCAGCACGACCACUACCAGACCACCCAGGACGACCACUGCUGUCACCACUUCGGCCUCAGAUGACAUCGAGGAGGACAGUUCCGAGGAGGACUCCACAACCGACAUCAGCACCACCACAGGAGCGGAUGACUGGGAUGAGGAAGAUCCGGCCGGCGAGGAGCAGGAGAACCCUGUGGUCACUUCCAGCGCCAUGCUGACAUCGACAGAGCAGACGUCGACCCAGCAAGGCACGUCGCGCGAGUCGCAACCUCCGAGCACAAGCCCUCCCACUACGACAACUCCCUCGCCGGCAGGGCCUGGCUCCGACAAAGGUGGCAAGACAGGGAGUGACGACGGUCAGGGCGGCGGCGGUGACGGCGAUGGCAGCGAUGACAAUGCUGGCGAUGAUGGUGGUGACAGCACUGACAGCAGUGACGGUGCCGAAGAAGAUGAUCGAGAUGAGGCGAACGGUGAUGAUGAGGAGUCUGAAGGGGAUGGUCAGACAGCCAAGUCGAGAACCUCGGCGACUUCGACCACAACUGCUGCUUCUGAAAUUAUCACCACUUCCGAGUCCACUUCAACAACUUCCACAACUACUUCCACGUUAACAGUGACGAGCACCACAACAUCUCUGACAAAGACAACUACGACAACGACGACACAGUUCUGCCAUUGCUUUUCCAACGUGUCAUGGCGGAAGGAGACCCCGGGCCGUUUGCCGUCGUCUCCCGGUGGCUCAGCACGUCUGCGACGCACGGUGGCUACAGCGGCUGUGACGGCAGCGGUGGGAGGUUGCAAGAAGUUCUGCCUCCAGGACGACUUUGUGAAUGCCAUCGCCAGACAGAAGGGCAGCGAUGACUAUUGCACCUGCUACACGAAAGAAACCAGCAAUCCAGUGUAUGAUGCGACGACCAGGUUCGAGGAGAACCAGUCCCUCAUCGGAGAAUGGAACCUGGAGGCCCCAGAUGGUGUCCGAGGCUACACCAAGCUGGUGGUCCCAAAGACCAGCUCCGACAAGAUCAAGGCGCACGCAGGAUGCCCGGAGGACAGUUCUGACUGCUCUGCACUCUUCGGCCUUGGCUGUGGGGACAAGCCGCCUUUGCUGUGCCCCAACACUCACGAGCACAGUCCCUUCGUGACAACACUGCCUCCGAACGUUCGGCCUUCGGACAGCUUCUUUCUGAGUGAGGCUUGUACAGGUGCUUCGGUCUCCAAUGCUUCGGAGUCCCACGCCAGCCGGUGCAGCAAUGCGUGGCUGGUUUUUGACCUGGAGGAGAAGUUCACUGUCACGAAAGUACGAUUCCACAACUACGUCACUCAGGAUGCAGUCCGCAAGGUCACCUUCAGUGGCAGCAGCAGUGUGGGAGACUGGGUUCCGGCGCAAGCCAUUGACCUGCCGAACGCAGCCACGGAGCGGUCGCCUUCAGCAGAGAAGCAUUCCGUCUCUGACCACGUCUUGGACGUUCCGAUCAGCGAGAGGUUUCUAAAGAUGGACAUUCUUGAGAACUACGGCAGCAGAGGUGUAGGGUUCUUUCGCAUCGAGUUCCAUGGGUUCAGGUACUUCUUCACGGACUUUACCAAGUACGCUGGCAAGGCCUGUGGAGGCUACGAGCUCGAGGACAUGGCCGGGGCUCGCGGCUCCGAGCAGCGCUGCCGGGCUCAGUGCGCCGCGCGCUUGGACUGCGCUGCCGUCGAGGUCAUCCACUCCGGGGCAUCUGCUGGCAGCUGCAUCUUCCACAGCAACAUCUGGAUCCCCACCAGGUCUCUGGAAGACGAGCGUGAUUGCUUUGUCCGGGAGGGUCAGACGGUCUUCUGCCAGCGCGGCCUUCCGUUGCACGACGUCUGCUGCAGCCCAGAGUGCGGCACCUGCGGAGGCGACAAGUGUUCUUACCGCCCCGGGGGUCGAUCCAAGUGCUGCGCCGGCUCCAUCAGAGUCAUGCGGCACCUCUGCGCCAACACGACAGAUGUGGCUUGCCGAAUUCCACGGCCUCGACGCGCUGGAAUUCCGACACUCCGCCUGACGUUCGAGAACGAAACCGGAGGCUCCAAUGCAAGCGAAGACCUUCGGCCUUCGAAGACUGUCAAGGUCAGCGGGUUUCAGCCAUCGACGACGCUGUCACGGGCAGGCGGAACAGCUGCCGACCUCACAGGUGUGAAUACCGGCAUCGAGAUCCGCAACUACGGGCGGUGGUUCACAGCCACCUCGACUUACAUGUGCUGGAUCCGGCCAACCUUCGUGAGGGAUCAAAGCUGGUAUUUCAUCUUCCGCAGCAGCGGCUACACCAUGCACAAUCCCGAGGACGGAAGUUGGGCCGUGGAGUUCCAGUGCAAGGGUGACAAGGCGCGGCUGAUGAUCUGGACUCGGCAGCCCGCCGGUCUCGGUGCCGUCAGCACGGAGUUCAAGGCAAAAGCUCGCUGGGCUGACCGGUGGACUCAUGUCGCAGUGGUGAUGCGAGUGGGAGGUGCUUUCCCACAGCUCUACUUGAAUGGCCUUCCCGAGGAAGUGGAGGACAGCUCUGCUCCUUGGUCUGAGUUGGAAGACAUCGUCUACAAUGAGAACCAGUACCUGAUCAUCGGAAAGGCAGCAGAAACUGACCAGCAGUUUGACGGCUUCAUCGAUCACUUCGAGAUUUACGAGGAGACCCUUACCCCGCAGUUCAUGCGCAAGCACUACAACACAAUCGAAGCCGCAAAGGAUGAAGGAGAGGAAGCCACAAUAAUUCGCCAAAUAUGCCUGCCACCGACCGACACUACAGGCUACAUCAUCCAGGGAGGCAGUGCAGCACGAAACAGCUUCGAUGUGUCAGCAAGCUGUGAUGAUGCAAUGGGGUAUGGAGGGAUGGCUGUCGUUACUCGGUGUUCCAUGACCUCCAAGCGGUAUGCUCUUAGUGGCUGCCUGCUGAAGGAGCAGCGCCUUGGCGGAAGCUUCAGGACGAAUGCACGAUGCAAUUGGGCGGAUGCCGCUGUCGUUGCCAGGGCAGGGAGUGAUGCAUCGAAGUCAGGUGCAAAGCUCUGCAACACGUCGCCGCUCGCCGUUCCGUCCUGGCCCCCGUCGCCAGGGACCGAAGACCCGCAGCGAUAUGGACCACAGUCUGACAAGGCGAAGACAUCCGGUAGAAUCAACAUGCAGAUACAGGUGCUCUGCGUGGCGCUUUGCGUUGUCGUGCAGCGAUUCAGCGCAGCCUUCCUCCCGUCGCCUGCCGCUGCGCCACGAUUCCAGCCACAGCUUCGUGCGGUUGAGGCUGCCGCCAUCUCGACUGGGUUGACGCUCGCUGGAGCGACUCCUGCCCUGGCCACCUGGGGCGAGGGAUCGGAGGCCGGGCAGAACAUCGACCCGGACUCCACUGAGGCCUACAACCGCAAGGAUGGUGGAGUGCACUCUGGCUUGUGCCAGGAUUGGACGCGGUCCAAGCUCCUAGCAAAAAGAGGGCCACGCAGUGAGGGCAACUUCCGAGUGCCAAGCUCGCAGCAUGGAGAUGCGAAGCGCGCCCUCCACAGCAUUGCGCACAGCUUCGACGCCUGCCUCGCUCCAGACGCCGCAAAUCCUGCAGGCACGGCCGCCGGGCCUUCCAGGCCCUUGCUCCAGCUGGCGCCGGCAGUUCUUGUCGGCAGCCUGGCUCUGGGUCGCCGACGCUGGUCAGAGAGGUCGAGGGCCCCGGCCCAGUCUUGGCGUCGCACGGCCAGACAAGCUCUAGAGCCCGGCAGUUCACCGGAAGACCGUAUCCGUAAUUUCUCCAUCAUCGCGCACAUCGACCAUGGCAAGUCGACCCUUGCGGACCGUCUGCUGGAGAUCACUGGCACGGUUACCAAAGAAGACAUGAAGCAACAGCUGCUCGACAACAUGGACAUCGAGCGCGAGCGAGGCAUCACCAUUAAGCUGAACACUGCUCGGAUGGACGUAAACGAGGGUGGCGAGGACUAUGUCUUGAAUCUGAUCGACACGCCUGGCCACGUGGACUUUACGUACGAAGUUAGUCGAUCCCUGGCGGCGUGCGAAGGGGCGCUGCUCGUGGUGGAUGCCACGCAGGGGGUGCAGGCGCAAACCCUGGCCAACGUGACCUUAGCUCUAGAAGCCGACCUGGAGAUCGUACCUGUCCUGAACAAGUGCGACUUGCCAAGUGCCGACCCAGAGCGGGUCUGCAAGGAGAUCGAGGAUGUUGUAGGCAUCGACUGCAGCAAUGCUCUGCAGUGCUCUGCCAAGACUGGGGAGGGCGUUCCAGGCAUCAUCAAGAGCAUCAUCGACUGCGUACCAGCACCGGCAAAGUCCGAUGAGCAGACGCGCAUGAGGCUUCUUGUUUUCGACAGCUUUUACGACAACUAUCGGGGCGUCAUCGCCAUGUUCCGUGUUGUGGAUGGAAGCAUUUCCAAAGGACAGAAGAUCCGCUUCAAGAACUCUGGAAAGGAGUUCCUCGUGGAGGAGAUCGGCAUCAUGAUUGGGGGCGCUCGAAAGCCUGUCCAGAAAUUGAGCGUGGGCGAGGUCGGCUACGUUUGUGCCAACAUUAAGACAGUCGGUGAUGCUCGCGUGGGAGACACCAUCAUCGAGGCCGGCACUGAGGACGAGGUGGAGGCUUUGCCCGGCUACACGGAGGCCACUCCCAUGGUCUUCUGCGGCCUCUUUCCUGCAGUGUCCGGAGACUUCGAUGCCAUGAGGAGCGCCUUUGACAAGCUGAGCUUGAACGACGCAGCCCUGUUCUACCAGCCUGAGAACUCGGUAGCAUUGGGCCUUGGCUUUCGCUGUGGUUUCCUCGGCGUGCUGCACAUGGAGGUCGUCAAGGAACGCCUCGAAAGAGAGUACGACCUCGACCUCAUCGUGACGGCCCCGUCUGUGGAAUACCAACUUCAGAUGAAGGACGGAUCUGAGACAACUAUUCAGUUCGCCAACAUGCUGCCACCACCCACGAACAUUGCAGAGAUCCGCGAGCCGUACUGUUUGCUUGAGCUGAUCGUUCCGGAGGAGCACAUGGGACCCUGCAUGGAACUGGCGGUUCAGCGUCGUGCCAUCUACAGGACGACCAGCUUUCUCACUCAAGGGCGCGCCUUGUUGGAGUAUGAGAUGCCCAUGGCAGAGAUGAUUCGCGAUUUCUUCGCUGAGCUAAAAAGCCGCUCACGUGGCUAUGCUUCCAUGGACUACCGCAUCAUGGACUUCAGGCCCAACGAUCUGGUGAAGCUUGAGGUGGAUAUCAACAAGACCACGGCCAACCCGUUGGCGCAGAUCGUGCAUCGUUCGCGAGUCCAAGAGUUCGCCAGGAAGAUUGUCAAGAUCUUGAAGGAAGAGAUCCCCGCUCAGCAGAUCAAGGUCAUCAUCCAGGCACGUAUUGGCACCCACAUCAUUGCCUCGGAGAACAUCAAAGCUGUGAGGAAGGAUGUCUUGGCGAAGUGCUACGGCGGUGACAUCUCCCGCAAAAAGAAGCUGCUGCAGAAGCAGGCAGCCGGCAAGAAGAAGAUGCAGGCCAUUGGCAAGGUCAACGUGCCUUCCGAGCCUUGA
Molecule: messenger RNA, 6261 nt
Organism: Symbiodinium sp. CCMP2592
Lineage: Eukaryota; Dinophyceae; Suessiales; Symbiodiniaceae
Source: the annotation of a GenBank genome assembly